AUGGCCGGCUUAUUCAACAGAAGGUCUUACCAAGGGUUCAGCAAGUAUACCCAUGAUAUAAACACUUUCCACCAACCAACUCAGCAUGCUGGGUUGCCAUUGCAACCUACGUACCAGCAACAACAGCAACAACAGCAACAACAGCAACAACAAAGAACACAAUCCAUGACUACUGCCGGUGCUGCAGCGGCAGCCGCAGCUUUGCGAUUGCAUAGCACACCUGUCAAACAACAAACUCCAGUUUCUCAAAGACAAUUUGGACGUUCCAAUUCACUAAGCAGUGCUCAUAGAUCAAACUCAUUGAGACAAUACACUUAUCAUCCAAAGCCGUCGUAUCAAACGGGUGCUGGUGCUUCAUCGAUAAGUAAUAAUGAUGCCGGAUUACCUAGAAGAUACAAUAGCUUGACUUCGCAGAGCAGAAACAGUCUUACCAGAUCAAGCCAUGCCAGUCAGAGACAAGUGCAGCAACAGCCUCGUCAUGACAACUUUCAUGAAGUGGAGGAAGAAAAUCAACAGAGGGUGCACGGCAUCAAUGAAGAUGACGAAGAAGUGGACUAUGUAAUUACAACCACCACAACCAAGAUAGUUGACUCGCAAGGUCGAACACAAUCAAUAACUACCAAAACAGUCAAAACAUUCCCUGAUGGAUCAAAUAUCAUUGAAACUGCAACAAAGAACAUUUCCAGAUCCAACUCUAGAGCAAACUCCCUCAGUUCAAAUAAUUAUAGACAAAACUCAAUAACAGCGUCGGCAUCACAUCAACCUGUUAAUUUGUCCAAAAUUGAUGAAGAUUUGCAAAACUUCGACUACGACUAUCAAGUGGACAGUCUUGAUGACGGUGGUAAUUUGAAAUUAAACACUGGUGAACCACAGCAACACAAUUUCUCACAAGGUGGGAAUAUCAUUGCUGAAGAGGCUGAGGAUGAAGAUAACGGUACGCAGCUUCAAAAUGCACACUUGGGUGCACCUUUCAGUGAGUUUUCAAGGCCAGAAAAGCCGAGACAGUAUUCAACUGAUCGCAGCUCAUCAUUAAAUAGUCAGAGCAAACCAUUGAGGUCGAUUUUGAAAGGUCAGAAUUCGUUGAGCAGUCCGCCGCAAGAACAAGCUACGUCUUCCUCGUCGCCAGUUGUAGCUGGUAAUGCUGCUAACACCGGUAUUACUGUUGCUGCAGCAGCAGUAGCAGCAAGUGCUUCCCCACGUGUUGCUAGAGAUGAAUCUCAGUCCCCCUUGAAUGUUAGUCACCAUCCUUAUAAACAUUUGACAUCAAAUACUGAGGAGCAGCAGGUCUCACAGCAUCCUAGACUGCCAGAUAAGUUGCCAGCUGCCAUAAGUCUGCAAGUUAAUACUAAUGGUGCGUCCAACAGACAAUCUAGGCAACAGAUAUCCUCGCCAAGAGACCAUCUAAAUAUUAACCGCUCUCCAGGAAGCUCUAUCAAAUUUGAUGACAAGGUAGAAACCAUCCCUAUUGAGAGAUCAAAGUAUGCUCAGCCAGCUUCACCCAGUCAACAUCAACCCAGAACCAGACAAUCUCCUACUGGACCUCCAGUUGCUUCCUCUUUGCAGCAACCAAAUGCUGACUUUUAUGCUGCUGCAAUGCAGGCUGCGUACAAGAGGGUAUACGGAGAUCGUGGCUCGGCAACUGCUUCAACCCAGGGGGCAGAAACAGCGUCACCUACAAGUCCUGAAUUUCGACCUUCAAGUCCGCCUCAACAAUCGCCCCCACAAGUUGAACAACAAGCUCCGACUCAUAAAUCGAAGUUUGGGUUUAUUCCAUUGACUCCGAGAAAAGAUGUAUCCUCAACAUCUCCAAAGUUUCAACAACCGGUGCAGCCUGGUGGUAACCUAGAGCGUACAUCUUCCAUCAACUCAUUGAUUAAGAAAAAGAUUCAGCGCGAUCAGAUUGCCCAAGAUGCCAAAAACAAGGGAUCUGUGCCUGUGAAUUACGAAUAUGUCAAUCAUCACAAGCAAUUCCCCAUGCAUUCCAUGCGGGAGAAUCCUCGGAAGCAAAAAGAGGAGCAAAAAUUGGCCAGAGAACAUGACAAGGAACAGAAGCAGGCAGCAAAAGAGCAGGCUAAAUUGGACAAGGUUAGAGCUAAAGAGCAAGCUGAAGAGGAAAAGAAAUUGGCUAAGGAGCAAGCUGAGCAGGAGAAAGUGUUAGCUAAGCAACAAGCAGAUCAAGAGAAGAUUGCGGCGAAGGAGGCAAAGAAGCGUGACAAGAAACCAUUGUUUGGGUUUUUGAAUAAAAAGAAUAGAAGGCACAGUCAAACGGGUUCGGUUUAUUCAGGAACCAGUUCUAAUGUUGGUACAUCUUUGCGACAGCAACCACAACCACAAUCUCAACCACAACCUCAGCAGCAUAGCACGUCGGGUAUUGGUGCGCCUGUAGCUGGUGGAGCCGCUAUUGCUGCCACUAGUGCAGGCGUUGCAACUUCCAAUAAUGAGAGUAAUGUUAAUGGCAUCCCUCAUGAUGUUGCAACAGAAUCAUACACUGAUGGUGCUCCUCAAGUAGGUGCCAGCUCGCUUGAAUCUCCUCAGUCCACUGUUCCUGUUACUCCUGUUCAAAGAGAUACUGUGAAUGACGACGAUGUUGCUGGUGUUCCAGUCGCCUCUGUCCCGUAUGGUAAGCAUGGUACUGUUCCGACCGAUUUCCCAGCUAGGAAGAAAGAUGAAGUUGACGGGGCUGCAAGCGUACCACGCUCUGGUGAAGAUCAUAUAGUACAAGUCAGUUCACCAGUGACUGUUCAACGGCUCGGCCCAAAUAUUGAAGCCCAAGCUGAUGAAGUUCAGGAAGAAAUUAGUCGCAACAAGAGUGGUCGACGUGGCGUUAAUGGGGAGGGUAUUGUUGGUUCGGGUCCAACUUCGGAAAAGGAGACUGCUUCCCCUGUUCAGAUUAGCUCGCCGAUCAAAGUGGAGCGCCUAGGUCCUAAUAUAGAAGCUCAGGCAGAUGAACUUACUAAUGAAUUGGAGCAAGAGCACGUUGGUUCAACCCUUGAUCCACGCGUUGAUAAGCAAACCCACACCGGAGAUGAUGAUCACAUCUACACAAAGGAAGAUGCCGCUUCUGCUCCUAUAGUGGUUCCUUCCAGAGAGGAUAAAUCUGAGAGUACAGUUGCAAAAAACACUCAUCCUUUGAAUGCUAAUGAUGAGCACUCGUACAAAAUACCUGUUCCAAGAAAGUAUUCCAAUCAGGAUGAUCAUGCUGAAGAGAAGAAUGAGUCGGGGUUUGUGUCUACUCCUCGUGGUAUUGCUGGUAAUACACAUGUACUGAGUAGCAACUACUAUCCACUGCCAAAUCUAAGCACAAAGCAAAGAAAUUCAGUAUAUGAUCAUUCUGAAGUUGGAGAGGCACAGACAUUUUCGAAAGUCCCUGUACCUGAGUUGAAUGAUAUUGAUGACGACGAGGAUGAAGACGCUAAUCGCGGUAUUGGAAAUGUAAGAGAGGUGGAGAACCCCAGGGAAGAAGUUUCUUUGCAUGGGGAUCCUUCUUUGAGCAGCUAUGAAAAAGUUCAGGCUCCUUCAAGUGAUGACGAUAAGUACCAAGUUGUGAGCAAAGAUGAGGUUGUUGGCGAAUCUGCCGCACCGGAACAUGUUGACCCAGGCGAAAUAAAGUCAGUGACUGAAUCGGAACCCGUGGUUGUUGACACGUUGGCCGAGCCAGCGGGCCCAAACGUUGACCGUGAUGCAGGCUACAGGACUCCUCAAGUUGACGCUGAACCAGCUUUUGUUGGGGAAGGCUCAAGAAAUCAUAGUGAGGUUGGUGCUCUGGCGUUUGUCAUGAGUGAAAAAUUGACUCAUCCUCAUGAGCACCACAACUUGGUGGGUGAUGACUUUGCUGGCUCUCAGUUUGUGAAAAGAGCCACUUCUCAGCUGGAUUCACCAUCUAGGAGAGGGUUAAAGAGCCUGCCAAGGUCUCGGGUGGUAAGUGAUGAAGCAGCGCCACAAAGAGUGAUUGAGCCUGGGAAGAAGCCAGUAUCUGAAGGCUUGGUGGAUAACCAAAGUCGUUAUCAGCAUCUGGAGGUAGAGCCAUUGCAACAGGCAGCAGCAAAUGGUUACUCUUCCUCAGCUGAACCUAGUGGUGACACGUUGCCCACUCCUCCUUCCCAGCACGGCGCUGAGGAGCAACAGUAUAAUCCAGAUGAUCUUGAAGGUGUUGUAGUUGAAGAAAAAACCAAGGGCAAGAAAGGCAAAAAGGAGAAAAAGGAAAAGAAGGAAAAGAAACCUGGCAGAUUCAAGGAGAGGAUGUUGAAGUACUUUGUGAGCGGGUAUGAACAAUGA
This is a messenger RNA of Lodderomyces theae, 4275 nucleotides long. RefSeq lists its product as uncharacterized. Lineage: Eukaryota; Fungi; Ascomycota; Pichiomycetes; Serinales; Debaryomycetaceae. The transcript has 2 exons. The coding region runs from base 1 to 4275 and encodes 1424 amino acids. The record is from RefSeq and is a predicted model, not a curated record.